Molecule: messenger RNA, 849 nt
Organism: Microsporum canis CBS 113480
Lineage: Eukaryota; Fungi; Ascomycota; Eurotiomycetes; Onygenales; Arthrodermataceae
Product: DnaJ domain-containing protein
Exons: 1
Coding region: 1-849 (282 amino acids)
Biological process (GO): protein complex oligomerization; [2Fe-2S] cluster assembly
Cellular component (GO): mitochondrion
Molecular function (GO): ATPase activator activity; protein-folding chaperone binding
Source: RefSeq, a predicted model, not a curated record
AUGCACAAGUCUAUUCCCUCUGUCGCCGUCUUUCGGCAUAUCAGCUCACCAUCGUCUCAACGACCAUUAAGCCAAACUGUGACAAGAGUUGCCCGAAGCGGCAAGAAACUAUGUCUUCUCUGUCAAUGUCAAUCAUAUGGACGGCUCUCCUUCUCUCAGUACCGCCAAUUCUACACUUCACCCUUUUUAGCAUUUAGAACCUCGCUUCUAAAUUCUUCUCCCCAACCAGCCCAACCUGUCUCACAGUCGGCGACAUCAGCAGAUCCAUCAUCAAACUCUACGAUAAUAACGCCUGAUAUUACGACUCAUUAUACUAUAUUCCCCAAAACUCUACCUAACGGCCCUCCGCCAACGGGUCCUUUUGACAUAUCGCUGCAAGAACUCCGACGCGAGUUCCUUUCCCUUCAAGGUCUUGCACAUCCGGACAAGUUUCCGGAAGGACCGUCGAAACGAAAGGCAGAAGCACUCUCGUCCCGGAUCAACGAAGCCUACCGUGCGCUAGGUGAUCCGUUGGCUCGCGCGCAGUACCUGCUGGCAUCCCAACACGACAUCGACGUUACAGCCGAAGAUGGCGCAAAUAAACACCCGCAGAGCCCAGAAACGCUGAUGCAGGUGAUGGAGGUGCAGGAGGCAGUUGAAGAGGCAGAGGAUGAGAGCGUCAUCUCCGAGCUAAAGGUGGAGAAUGAGGAGAGGAUUGCGCAGACAGUCGGUGAAAUGGGGCAGGCGUUUGAGUCGGGCGAUAUUGACAGCGCUACAAAGCUAUGCUCGAAGCUAAAAUUCUGGUACACGAUUCGAGAUGGACUGAGAGAAUGGGAACCAGGCACUAAGAGCGUCAGGCUGGUGCACUGA